AUGAGUGCUCCAGCAUCCCUGCGGUCAGCCCUACGGCCGUGUUAUGGGGCGUCUAUGGCUCGCGCGGGGAAAUCAUGCCUUCCGGUAACAUCAACAUUUUUCGCGUCGCUAAACAAACGCCCGUCCGUUUGCCGGCCACAAUGGCCCUCCGUUUCCAAACGAACCGCUACAACCUCCCUUGCCUCAUCCCCCUCCGAGCCUGUGUCUAACACCCCCUACUCAGUCUUGACUGUUGGAGUCCCGCUGGAAAUUUUUCCGGGCGAGCGCCGGGUGGCACUCACGCCACAGAAUGUUGCCCUUCUGUUGAAAAAGGGAGUUUCCCGCGUGCUCAUCGAACGCGGUGCAGGCGAGCGCGCUCAGUUACUGGACCAUGCCUACGAAAAGGCCGGUGCGACAAUGGUCGACCGGGAUGCAAUCUGGUCUCAGAGUGACAUCGUGUUGAAGGUCCGCAGCCCGCGGUCGGAGGGACCAUUCAAUGAAAUUCAGGCUUUACGCAAAGGCUCGACCGUGAUCUCUUUCAUCUAUCCCCUCCAGAACCAGCCCCUCGUCGAAGCACUUGCAGCCCGUGGCGUGACCUCCUUUGCGAUGGAUCGCAUUCCGCGAAUCACUCGUGCGCAGACUUUCGAUGCCCUUAGCUCCAUGGCCAACAUUGCAGGUUACAAGGCGGUACUGGAGGCUUCUAAUCACUUCGGUCGCUUCUUGACUGGCCAGGUCACUGCCGCUGGAAAAAUUCCUCCCAGUAAAAUUCUCGUUAUUGGUGCUGGUGUAGCUGGGUUGAGCGCAAUCGCGUCUGCACGUCGCAUGGGUGCUAUUGUUCGUGGCUUUGAUACCCGCCCGGCUGUGCGAGAGCAAGUCCAGUCUUUAGGCGCCGAGUUUGUCGAGGUUGCUUUCCAGGAAGAUGGAUCUGGUCAGGGUGGAUAUGCCAAAGAAAUGUCCAAGGAAUUCAUCGAAGCUGAAAUGAAAUUGUUCAUGGAGCAAGCUAAGGAGGUUGAUAUCAUCAUCACCACGGCCCUGAUCCCAGGCCGACCUGCGCCGAAGCUCAUUACUAAGGAAAUGAUUGCUGCAAUGAAACCAGGCUCUGUCAUCGUUGAUCUUGCUGCUGAGGCAGGUGGGAAUUGCGAAGCUACUGUUCCCGGGGAAUUGAGUAGCUACAAGGAUGUCACCAUCAUCGGCUACACGGAUCUUCCUUCGCGUCUCCCUACCCAGUCUUCAACGUUGUACUCGAACAAUAUUACCAAGUACCUUCUCUCCAUGUCUCCCCAGGAGAAGUUGUUUGGAAUAGACUUUAAUGAUGAAGUUGUGCGCGGCUCUAUCGUGACUCAUAAUGGCGAAAUAAUCCCCCCUGCUGCUCCACCCGCUCCACCUCCAACCCCAAAGCCAGAGGCACAAGCUGUCAGGGCAAAGGAGGAAGUCGCUUUGACGCCGUGGCAAAAGGCAACACGCGAUGUGACAGCGGUAACAGGCGCAAUGGGCACGACCCUAGCCCUGGGAAAGGCAGCUGGUCCAGUCUUUAUGGGCAACAUGAUGACCUUCGGACUUGCUGGUCUGGUCGGCUAUCGCGCUGUGUGGGGAGUAGCACCUGCACUCCACUCGCCGCUCAUGAGCGUUACCAACGCCAUUUCUGGCAUGGUAGGCAUUGGUGGACUGUUCAUUAUGGGAGGAGGCUAUGUGCCGACUACUAUCCCGGAAUAUUUCGGUGCUGUCUCCGUGUUUUUGGCUUUCCUGAACAUCUCCGGCGGCUUUGUGGUCACGAAGCGCAUGCUGGACAUGUUCAAGCGUCCAACCGACCCUCCCGAGUACCCAUGGCUGUACGCUGUCCCCGCUGUGGUGUUUGGUGGUGGCUUCAUUGCGGCUGCCAGCACUGGCAUGUCCGGCCUGGUCCAAGCUGGAUAUCUCGUCAGCACGAUGCUAUGCAUGGGCUCAAUCUCUAGUCUGGCAUCGCAGCAAACAGCCCGGCGCGGCAACAUUUUCGGCAUCCUGGGAGUAGCCUCCGGUAUUCUGGCCUCACUAGCUGCGGUAGGCUUCUCUCCUGAGACCCUCGCGCAGUUCACGGCUGUUGCUGGAACAGGUGCCUUGAUCGGAGGAUUGAUGGGCCGUCGCAUCACACCAACCGGUCUUCCCCAAACCGUCGCUGCUCUUCACUCGGUAGUAGGAUUGGCUGCGGUUUUGACUAGCGCCGGAAGUGUGAUGGCCGAUGUUGGUGACAUCACAACUCUACACCUGACAACAGCAUACCUGGGUGUUCUGAUUGGUGGUAUCACCUUUACCGGCUCGAUCGUCGCUUUUCUGAAACUGGCAGGGCGUAUGUCUUCCAAGCCGACGAUUCUGCCCGGCCGACACGUUCUCAAUUCGACACUGUUGGGCAGUAACAUGGCAACAAUGGGAGCGUUCAUUACACUGGCGCCAGGAAGCCCUGCAAUUGCUGCUAUCUGUCUGGGAACAAGCACCGUCCUUAGUUUCCUGAAGGGCUACACCACGACCGCAGCUAUCGGUGGGGCCGAUAUGCCCGUGGUCAUCACGGUGUUGAACGCUUAUUCCGGAUUCGCCCUCGUGGCUGAAGGUCUGAUGCUCGACAAUCCACUUCUCACCAGUGUCGGAUCUCUGAUCGGUGUCAGCGGCUCCAUUCUUUCAUACAUCAUGUGCGUUAAUAUGAACCGGUCGCUGACAAACGUCCUAUUCGGUGGAAUCUCGACUCCAGCUGCGCAAACCCAGAAGAAGAUCGAGGGCGAGAUCAAGCAAACUAGCAUCGAUGACACCGUAGAAGCUUUAUCUGGCGCGGAGAAUGUCAUCAUUGUGGUUGGCUAUGGUAUGGCUGUUGCCAAAGCCCAGUAUGCUCUUUCGGAGAUUGUUGGCUUGCUGCGUGCGCGUGGCGUCAAGGUUCGCUUCGCCAUUCACCCUGUUGCUGGCCGAAUGCCCGGCCAAUGUAAUGUGCUGCUUGCAGAGGCCUCUGUGCCUUACGACAUCGUCUUGGAGAUGGAGGAGAUCAACGAGGACUUCUCAGACACAGAUGUCACCCUCGUGAUUGGCGCCAACGAUACCGUUAACCCUAUCGCCAUGGAGCCCGACUCCGCUAUCUCCGGCAUGCCUGUCCUCCAUGCAUGGAAGAGCAAGGAGGUUAUUGUAAUGAAGCGGGGGAUGUCCAGCGGAUAUGCUGACGUUCCAAACCCCAUGUUCUUUAUGCCCGGAACUCGGAUGCUAUUUGGCGAUGCCAAGACCUCCUGCGACGCCAUCAAAGCUGCCCUGGAGGCACGGAAAUAG
Messenger RNA from Penicillium digitatum Pd1, 3258 nucleotides. RefSeq names its product putative nicotinamide nucleotide transhydrogenase. Gene Ontology annotation, cellular component: mitochondrial inner membrane. Gene Ontology annotation, biological process: proton transmembrane transport; NADPH regeneration. The record is from RefSeq and is a predicted model, not a curated record. Gene Ontology annotation, molecular function: NADP binding. NCBI's taxonomy places the organism in Eukaryota, Fungi, Ascomycota, Eurotiomycetes, Eurotiales, Aspergillaceae.